AGCAAUCCUUAAGCAAUUGCAGAUUUCUUGCUGGCUGUUGAGAACAACUUAGAAGCUUUCAACAUGGUCAAGGCGUUGUGUGUCCUCCUCAUUGCUAUCGUCGGCCUGUCCGCCGUCCAGGGCUUCAUUAGAGGGUAUGGAUAUGGGGGUUUGUACGGCGGUUACGGUAAUGGAGGGUUGUACGGCGGCUACGGGUACGGACGAAUGUACGGUGGCUAUGGAUACCCUGGCAUGUACGGACGUGGCUAUGGCGGUUUUUACGGUGGUUACGGUAACACAGGAAUGUACGGUGGCUAUGGAUACCCUGGCAUGUAUGGAGGUCACCUCGGAAUGCAAUUUUACCGAUACCCAAGCUAUGGCUACGGAUUUGGUAUGAGGCGCUUUCAAAAGGGCUAUCCCUGGUUGCAUAAGGGAAAGAAAGGCUACUACUAAGGAAAUGGAUUUCUGACCUUAUCAUCCCACUUCCGGUCCAAAGAGUGUAUGUUUUGUGAUGAUGUAUUGUAUGAUUUAAUAAAUUAAAAAUCAAUUACAAA
Molecule: messenger RNA, 533 nt
Organism: Mya arenaria
Lineage: Eukaryota; Metazoa; Mollusca; Bivalvia; Myida; Myidae
Product: neuropeptide-like protein 31
Exons: 3
Coding region: 64-432 (122 amino acids)
Source: RefSeq, a predicted model, not a curated record